Puntigrus tetrazona (Sumatra barb) is the source of this 1747-nucleotide messenger RNA. It is a transcript of the gene atoh8, whose product is annotated as atonal bHLH transcription factor 8. The coding region runs from base 562 to 1203 and encodes 213 amino acids. The record is from RefSeq and is a predicted model, not a curated record. The transcript has 3 exons. Gene Ontology annotation, molecular function: protein dimerization activity; DNA-binding transcription factor activity. Lineage: Eukaryota; Metazoa; Chordata; Actinopteri; Cypriniformes; Cyprinidae.
AAGUGAAUAAUAUCUUAUGCAGCUUUAUGAAAUAUAUAUGUGUGUGUGCUCACAUUCAAUUUUAUUUAUCGGCCGUAAUAUAUAUACCAAUAAUAUUAUAACCAAAGGACAUUUUCACACCGACGCCUUUCUUCUAAGUCACUGAAGAGUGUGUGCUGCUUUAGUGAACUGUUCAUGACUCAGACUGAAUUCAUACUAAUACACCGGACGAUAAACCAACAAGUUUAUUUUCUCCUUCAGACGCGUUGACUGGAGAAGACUAGAUCCUCCUGAAGGGUUUAUUUUGGGCGGUCUCUCUCUCUCUCUCUCUCUCUCUCUGGGCGCUGACUUAUCUCACCAACAGGGGCUUCUGUGUUAACUGAGGCUAAAUAAACACAGAUGAACUGUCGAGCACAUUCACAAAAAUGUCCUGGCAAUGUCUGCCUGACUUCACAAGAGCCUGGAAACCGCAGGAGCAGCGCGUCCCUCGCAGACACACGCUGACAUGAGCUCCGAGCAGGAGAAGAAGACCUGAUGAGCGCGCCGCUCUGACGCUUCCAGCUUCUCACGGGACUUUUAGAGAUGAAGAACCCUCAUCUGAACGAGAUCCUGCCCUCGGGAGACAAGAGACUCAAGCGCAAAGCGAGGGAGCCGACGAAGCGCGGCGGCGACGAGCGCCUGCCUUACUUUAAACUGUACAGAGACGCGCACCUCGCCGCGGAGACAGACGCGCGCGGCUCCCGAAGCCUCGACAGCGCGUUCGGUGCCGCGGUGGACAUGAGGAUCAACGCCGGAGAGAAGCCUGUCAGCGGCGGGAGCGCUCCGGCGCAGGGCUUUCCUCUGGAGCGAGCCUUGCCUCAGCGCGCCGCCUCUCAGGCGCCUGGCGAGAGCGCGGAGCCGCCUCGGGAACGCGCCGGCGAGCCCUCGAUCAAAGCCAUCCAGCAGACGCGCCGACUGCUCGCGAACGCGCGCGAGAGGACGCGCGUGCACACCAUCAGCGCAGCCUUCGAGGCGCUGCGAAAACAGGUGCCCUGCUACUCGUACGGCCAGAAGCUGUCCAAGCUGGCUAUAUUAAGAAUCGCUUGCAACUACAUACUGUCGCUGGCUCAGCUGGCAGACCUGGACUAUACUCCGGACCAGCGGCAGCUGAGCUUCAGGGAGUGUGUGGAGCAGUGCACCCGGACGCUGCAGGCCGAGGGACGCUCCAAGAAGAGGAAGGAAUGAACUGAAGAAAGUGAAGGUGGAGAAAGAAGGACCUCAAUCCAUCGACAUGAAAGUCAUGAAAGUGUGACGUGAUUUUACACUUUACUACAGAGAGAGAACCAAACCGCUCCGGGCUCUGAAGGAUAUGCUCUUCUACAACUUUUGCACAGCAGAAGCACAGAUGAUGUGAAAUCAGCUCAUUUCUAUUGCUGCAGCAGACUGGUUAUUUAUUUUUUCGUUUGUUCUUAUACAACUCAAACACAGCUAGCUAAUUUGAUCAAGAAAUGUCCUGCCAUGUGCAAGAAAGUGCACAUUUCCUUCCUUUUUGUAAUCCAUGUAAUUGUUAUAUUUUAUUUCAUCAAAUACAUCAUAAACAAUCAUAUAACUGAAAAUGCAUAUAAUAAAUUCAGCACUCAUCUCUUGUCUUCCAUUCGGUUUGUAUUAACAAUCCUUCUUGUUCUUAUCAGGAGUCUCUGUGACUCUGUUAGCAAGUCGCUGACUGUAUUUUAUAAAUGUAUUUACUGUUGAAAUACUUUGUUGUAAUUAAACGUAGUCCAAGAAUUCA